Molecule: messenger RNA, 2582 nt
Organism: Morone saxatilis (striped sea-bass)
Lineage: Eukaryota; Metazoa; Chordata; Actinopteri; Moronidae
Product: inactive dipeptidyl peptidase 10-like
Exons: 27
Coding region: 1-2547 (848 amino acids)
Biological process (GO): proteolysis
Molecular function (GO): serine-type peptidase activity; dipeptidyl-peptidase activity
Source: RefSeq, a predicted model, not a curated record
AUGAGCCUCCAGAACAGCUUCCGAAAGAUAUUCCCUCAUUUGGUGUUGAUUAUGGUGGUAGCGGAGGGUGCUAACGCUCAGGAUGUUAAGAUGGGAAGUGAAUGUGACAGCCAUAUAGCGCUUGAUGUGCACACCCAAUGUCAGACUAAAACCCCACACCUCUUUUUGCUGCCAGUGGAUGACCCGCAGAGUGUGAUGAUGGUGGCGGUCAUCCACACUGACCUUGGAGCUAUUGGACAGGAUAAAAACUGGAAGGGCAUUGGCAUCUCCCUGCUGGUUAUUAUGUUGGUGCUCUCACUCAUUGGACUGUCCAUUGUUCUGCUGUCUAAAGAUGAUGAUGGUAAACGCUUUGGUUCACAGUUGACGCUGGAUGACCUCUUUCAAAGAAGCUUACAAAUACAUGAUCCUGAGGCAAAAUGGAUCAGUGAUGAAGAAAUUAUCUUUCGAAGCUGGGAUGGAGACAUUUUGAAAGUCAGCACAAACAGCAACGAGACAGAACUCAUGCUGAAAAACACAACAUUUGCAACUUUUAAGGCUUCAAAAUUUGAGGUUUCUCCCGAUUUGAACUUUGUUCUCCUGGGAUAUGAUGUCAAGCAGGUCUACCAGCACUCUUUCUUAGCAUCGUACCUGAUCUACAACCUGUAUACAAGAGAGGUUCGGGAGCUGAAUCCUCCAGAGGUGUCAGAUUCAGUCCUCCAGUUUGCCUCGUGGGGCGUUCGUGGUCAGCAGCUGAUCUACAUAUUUGAAAACAACAUUUACUACCAAACGGAUGUUCAGAGCAGCUCGUGGAGGCUCACCUCUUCUGGUCAGGAGGGGAUCAUAUUCAACGGCAUCACAGACUGGCUGUAUGAGGAGGAGGUGCUGCACACACAGGCGGCCCACUGGUGGUCACCUGACGGCUCCAGACUGGCCUACCUCACCAUCAACGACUCCCUGGUUCCUAACAUGCUCCUGCCCCGCUUUACAGGCUCGUUGUAUCCCAGGGGGAAGGAGUACCCUUAUCCAAAGAUGGGUCAGAUAAAUCCCACCGUCAGACUCUAUGUCGUCACUGUAGACGGCAGCUCGCUCACAACAGAACUGAGACCUCCCGACAGUUUUGAAAAGAGUGAGUACUACGUCACCAUGGUGAAGUGGGUGACACAGGAGAGGCUGAGUGUGCGUUGGGUUAAUCGAGCUCAAAACAUGUCAAUUCUUUCAUUGUGUGAUGUCCUAACAAGUGACUGCACAAAGAAACACAUGAUGACAUCGGAGAAGUGGCUUGAUCGUCAGAAUGAGGAGCCAGUGUUUUCCAAGGAUUGCACAAUAUUGUUCAUCACUAUGCCAUUAAAACACGGUGGCCGUGGGGGAUUCAACCAUAUCACCAAGAUCUCCAACCUAUCUGAGGGUCAAGAGGUCGACGUCCGCCACCUGACCUCAGGAAGCUGGGAAGUCUCUCAAAUUCUGGCCUAUGAUGAGAGCACAAACUCAGUUUAUUUCCUAAGUACAGAGGAAGGAUCAACACAACGGCAAUUGUACAGAGUCUCCACUGUGGAUCCAUUUCAUAAAGAAUGCCUCACCUGCUCCCUCUUCAAAUCAAAGUGCACCUACUACGACACGACCCUCAGCCCAGACUAUCAGCAUGUUCUUCUCAACUGCAGAGGUCCUGGAAUACCCCAAACUACUCUUCACAAACUAAGUGACAUGAACAAACACAAGACUCUGGAAAGUAAUAUAGUAUUAAGGCAUGCACUGAUGAACAGGACAAUACCCAAGUGGGAAAGAAGAACUGUACAAAUCAACAACUUUGCACUUCAUCUGGAGUUAAUUGUCCCAAUAGAUUUGGAUGAAACAAAGGAGCACCCACUUUUACUGAUUGUUGACAGCGCCCCUGGUGGUCAGGCUGUGAGUGACCGCUUCUCUCUCAGCUGGGACUCUGUGCUGGUCAGCUCAGACAGCGUCAUCGUGGGCUGCGUCUGGACGGCACGGGGCAGCAGAGGUCAGAGGAUCCUGCACGAGGUUCACCAGAGACUGGGAACUGUUGAUGUUCAGGACCAGAUUGCAGCUCUGGAGCACCUGGUCAGGCUACCCUAUAUUGAUGGCAAUAGAGUUGGAGUUUAUGGAAAGGCAUAUGGAGGAUUCCUUUCCUCUCUCCUGCUCCUCUCUCACAGCUCUAUGUUCCGGUGUGGCAUCGCUGUAGCUCCUAUAACAAACUGGAGACUCUAUGGGUCGGCCUACGCUGAGAAAUACUUUGGCUUCCCAGCAAAAGAAGUUCACAAAUACCAAAUCUCCAGUCUGCUCAGUAACAUCACAGCACCGAGUCCUCUGGACUUUCUUAUCAUCCACGGCACAGCAGAUGCCACUGUUCAUUUCCAGCAUUCUGCUGAGUUGGUCAAACUGCUGUCUGCGUCAAAUGUUAAUUACACUCUCCAGAUUUUCCCAGAUGAAGGACACAACAUUGCCCUGGCCAAGAGCCAGCACUACAUGCUAUACUCAGUGCUCACCUUCUUCAGGCGCUGCUUUGAGGAGGAGCAGGUUGCUGUCCCAGAGACAUCUAAAGGAGAUGACUAACCCGUAGAACUUCCUGCAGUGAAACAGUUUAGAUU